GGUAUCAAGGCCUCUGAUGCACCGGUAAUGGCGGUGAAGUACUACACCUCAAAAAUAAAUAGCCAUGAAGAUCUUGAAAAUUUGACAACUUAUGGUUUUCGUGGUGAAGCCUUGGGAUCAAUUUGUUGUGUAGCUGAGCUACAGUAUAUGUCCUUACAUUUGUCACAGGAACUCACUAGUGGAGAGCACAGAUGAGUAAAUAAGUAAUGACAGUUCAAAGUAGCCACCAGCUGCCAAGAGGAAAGUUAGCAAAAUUUUCAGAAAAGAACAUCUGAAUUUGAAAAUGGUAGGUCAGAAGGGAUUGCAGUAUAACUUUUCAGCAAGAUGAAUGUAGAAGAUUUCAAGAGACCAUUGCUCUCUAUAUAGCAAAGAAGAGAAUGCACAUAAUUUUUAAAACUUGUAUUGUUUAAAAACCAUUGAAGAACUGUCACCAAGAAGUUUAAAUGAAUGAAGUUCCAGAGAAAGGGGACCCUUUCCUAGACAGGAAGAAACUAGUGGCCACUGGCAUCCCUGGGAGCAUUGACUGAGACUGGAGGCAUAGCUGGCAACAGAGCAGACCUGCUGCGCUGGACAGGGGAUCUUCUGUGGUCCUCGGAGAAGCCAGCUGAAUGUUCAAUAGCCACAUGGGAGCUUACAUGACAGAUUGGAAGAUGGGAUCCUCUAAUACAGAGCUGGUUCACCUCGGAUGCCUAGAUUUCUGAGUAACAAGUGAUGAAGAAAGUUGGGACUAAGCUGGAGGAAAGAAAUAUCUUAAGUCUUGCAGUGCUUAUGUCUCAGAGCCUUGCUAAAAUGAGAGAUUUAUUUCCAUCCUUAAGACAUUAGAACCUGGAAGUGAAAUGGAACUAAAUGAAGGGGCAACUCGCUCCAACACAGAUAAACUCUUGAUUGUAUUGAAGAGAUCCACUCUUUAACUGGUUGACAGAGGAAAUGCAGUGCCUUCUCUGGGGGAAAGUACAACUGUAACUGCUUUAAGGUUGUUUAAGAACCUGCCUGUAAGAAAGCAAUUUUACUCAACUACUAAAAAAUGUAAAGAUGAAAUAAAAAAAGUUCUAGAUCUCCUCAUAAGCUAUGGAAUACUUAAACCUGACUUAAGGAUUCUUUUUAUACAUAACAAGGCAGUUGUCUGGCAGAAAACGAGAGUAUCGGAUCACAAGAUGGCCCUCAUGUCUGUCCUGGGGACCGCCGUCAUGGGCAGCAUGGAGCCUGUUCAGUACUACUGCGAGGAAGCCCAGAUUUUUCUAAGUGGAUUUCUUCCAAAGCAUGAUGCAGACCACUCUUCCACAAGUCUUUCAACCCCAGAAAGGAGUUUCAUCUUUAUAAACAGUCGACCAAUACACCAAAAAGACAUAUUAAAGCUAAUCCGACGUUAUUACAAUCUGAAGUGCCUAAAGGAAUCUACUCGUUUGUAUCCCAUUUUCUUUCUGAAAAUUGAUGUUCCUACAGCUAACGUGGAUGUAAAUUUAACACCAGAUAAAAGUCAAGUAUUAUUACAGAAUAAGGAAUCUGUUUUAAUUGCUCUUGAAAACCUGUUGACAACUUGUUACGGAUCACUACCUAGUACAAAUUCUUAUGAAAAUAAUAAAACAGAUGUUUCUUCAGCUGACAUGGUUGUUAGUAAAAAAGCAGAAACAGAUGUGCUUUUUAAUAAGGCGGGAUCAUCUGGAAGUAAUUGUCCUAAUGUUGAUACUUCGAGCAUUUCUUUUCAAAAUGAUGAACCUGGAGAAAACAUUAAUGGUUGUUUAAAUCAUGUACACGUUCGUGACCAUUAUAAUGACCAUUUUAUUAGUGAAAAUUCUAACAUUGAUAACACUGAAAAUACAUUUCUGGAGAUCCCAAUGGGUAAUUUAUCAAGUGAGGACACCCAGAAGGAAUGUACUGAAACUGGUUUUGUAGGUUCUGUUAAGCACGCCCAGUCAGAAAAUGGCACUGUAGCUGGGAGUGGGGAAAAUGAGAAAGAAGCAGUUCCUGUGGAGUCUUUGGAAAUUUCUGCAGAUAGCUGGAGCAGGGGAAAUGCACUCAAAAAUUCCAUGGGAGAAAACAUUGAACCUGUGAAGAUUUUAGUGCCUCAAGAAAGCUCAGCAUGUCAAGUAAGUGAGAAAAAUAACCCCAGCCCUGAACAAAAGAAUCUCAGUGAAGGCUCCUGUAGCAAAAAGUCAAAUGUGGUGGAUAACAAAUCAGGACAGCUUACAGCUUAUGACUUAAUUAGCAGCCGUGUAAUCAAGAAACCCAUGUCAGCACGUGCCCUUUUUGUUCAAGAUCGUCGUGGUCAGUUUCUCACAGAAAAUUCUAAGACCAUUUUGGAGGAAGCAACAAGACAAAUUGAAGAACUGUGGGAGACACUAAGUGAAGAGGAAAAACUGAAAUAUGAAGAGAGGGCUACUAAAGAUUUGGAACGAUACAAUAGGCAAAUCAAGAGAGCCAUUGAACAGGAGCCACAAACCUCACUACAAGAUGGCAGAAAAAAAAUGAAGCCCACAAGCUCAUGGAGCUUGGCGCAGAAGCACAAAUUGAAAACGUCAUUAUCUAAUCAGCCAAAACUUGAUGAGCUUUUCCAGUCCCAGAUUGAAAAAAAAAAGAGUGAAACCAUUAAAACAGUUCAAAUUCACUUUUCUAUGGAAAACUUUAAAAAAAAUGUAGAGAAACAUAAGAAAUUUGAACUAGAAGAAAAGGACGAACUUUGCUUAAUCCACAAUCUCAAAUUUCCUGAUGCGUGGCUAAUUACAUCCAAAACAGAGGUAAUGUUGUUAAAUCCAUACAGAGUGGAAGAAGCCCUGCUAUUUAAAAGACUUCUUGAGAAUCAUAAACUUCCUGCACAACCGUUGGAAAAACCAAUUAUAUUAACAGAGAGUCUUUUUAAUGGAUCUCAUUAUUUAGAGAUUUUAUAUAAAAUGACAGCAGGUGACCAAAGCUACAGUGGAUCAACUUACCUGUCCGAUCCUCGUCUUACAGCAAAUGGUUUCAAGAUAAAAUUGAUACCAGGAGUUUCCAUUGCUGAAAACUACUUAGAAAUAGAGGGAAUGGCUAACUGUCUUCCAUUCUAUGGCGUGAUGGAUUUAAAAGAAAUUCUUAAUGCUAUUGUCAACAAAAAUGCAAAAGAAGUUUAUGAAUGUAGACCUCGCAAAGUGAUAAGUUAUUUAGAGGGAGAAGCGGUGCGUCUAUCUAGACAGUUACCCAUGUACUUACCAAAGGAGGACAUCCAAGACAUCAUCCACAGAAUGAAGCAGCAGUUUGGAAAUGAGAUUAAAGGGUGUGUUCAUGGUCGCCCAUUUUUUCAUCACUUAACUCAUCUUCCAGAAGCUACGUGAUUAAACCAUAUUUAAAAAAAUUAGUUACUGUUGAAAUUGAUUUGGUCAUAAAUCAGUGUUUGAACUAUCUGAACAGUGUUCAUUGGUUCACUUAUUAUAAGUGAAGAUUUCCUGGCUUGUUUAUAUAUUGAAAAAUGUUUUAAACUGUAGAAAACUUAAAUAAACUAAUAUAGACUAUUCA
Pipistrellus kuhlii (Kuhl's pipistrelle) is the source of this 3486-nucleotide messenger RNA. RefSeq names its product PMS1 homolog 1, mismatch repair system component (gene PMS1). The transcript is spliced from 11 exons. The coding region runs from base 1155 to 3305 and encodes 716 amino acids. Gene Ontology annotation, biological process: mismatch repair. The record is from RefSeq and is a predicted model, not a curated record. Gene Ontology annotation, molecular function: ATP-dependent DNA damage sensor activity; ATP hydrolysis activity; mismatched DNA binding. Lineage: Eukaryota; Metazoa; Chordata; Mammalia; Chiroptera; Vespertilionidae. Gene Ontology annotation, cellular component: MutLalpha complex.